This is a messenger RNA of Cygnus olor (mute swan), 9467 nucleotides long. It is a transcript of the gene MTBP, whose product is annotated as MDM2 binding protein. Gene Ontology annotation, cellular component: kinetochore. The transcript has 22 exons. The record is from RefSeq and is a predicted model, not a curated record. Gene Ontology annotation, biological process: protein localization to kinetochore; traversing start control point of mitotic cell cycle; regulation of protein ubiquitination. NCBI's taxonomy places the organism in Eukaryota, Metazoa, Chordata, Aves, Anseriformes, Anatidae. Bases 81 to 2720 code for a protein of 879 amino acids.
GGGCGGGCAGCGCGGGCUGCUCGGAGCCCUGAUGGUGGUGGCGGCUCCGUCUCCCUCUCCCCGCCUGUCCUCGGCCGGCCAUGGACCGCUACGUGCUGCUCCUCAGCUGGGGGGAGCGCAGGGCUGAGGGCGGUGCGGAGCCCGGAGCAGCUGUGACUGCUGCAAAUGUUUAUAAACUUCUGAAAGAAAACUGUAAUUCAUCUGUAAAUGCAGAUGCAAGGACUUUUCCAGCAUGUUCACUGGCUGGCAUUCCAGGCAUAAGGAAAUGGUAUUUUGCAAGUCAUGUUAUAUGUGGUUAUUAUCAGUUCUGCAGUUCUGACUGGGAGGAAAUAAAUUCCGACACACAGAAUAAUGAAGACUCUCUCCAAACAAGUAUUGAUGAAUGUCUGGGAGCCAUACAGAAUUUUGAGGAAGAAGACAAUAACAGUAGGGAGUCACUGUCUAUGACUGACAUUUAUGAUGAAGCUGCAGAAAGCCUGCAUCAGUUAGCUGACAAACUGCCUGCCCCAGGAAGAGCAAUGGUUGAUGUAAUACUACAGGCAGUAGAACGAGAUGCACCCAAGUUGAAAGACUGCUUACCUGCUAUUGGUGCCCUGAAACACCUGAAAGAAUGGCACUCAGCGCAAAUCACCAUUGCAGCAAACGACUCUAAAGGCUGGCAAAAGAUUGCAGACUACCUAUCGGCAGACUUUGUAUCUACAGAUAAUGUCAUGAAUAUUAUUGAUUUCAAAGAACUCUGGAGGGGAAAGAUUCAGAUAUGGGAAAGAAAGUUUGCAUCAGAAGUCAGGUUUCCAGAAUUUUGUAUGAAGAGCACUUCAGUAAAACCAUUCAGCACUUCACAUUUAAAUUCUUGCUUUGCUCUUGAAAAAGAGCAACAAUAUAGGAAUACUCAUGCUUUGCCAGAGGUUUUUCAUUACUAUGGUCCUGCGUUAGAAUUUUUACAGAUGGUUGUCCUCUCUGAUCUACCGUCCUUUUUUGUAUCAGAUCUGGAAUUUGAGCUGAGCCUGUCAAGAAAGAAUAUCAAGAAGACAUCCGCACUGCUUUUAGAUCAGAUUUCUUCUCUAUCUGGGAAGGUGGGAGCUUUAUUUGCAUUGCCGUGUAAUGUAAGCAGUAUAGUGAUCCCAUCCCCUGCCCAGCUGAGUACAAAGAAAUGGAAGGAAUAUAUGGCUAGGAAACCUAAGAUCAUUACUGUUCCAGAAAUUGAACUGAAAGGAGAAUCUUGCCGAUAUUAUUUCUUGCUACAAGGCAAUGGCUCAGGGGGAUGUAAAGCAACUUUGAUUCAUUCUGCUAUCCAAAUCAAUGGUAUGGCCACUCUUGCUACAGUAAAUGGAAAGCUAAAGACAAACACAGAAGAAACAGAGCCAAGCUUUCCUAUUGCUGAAUUUAUUGAGUCUCUGCCACAUUUUUGUGGAAAGCAGAUUGUACAGAGGGAAAAGAAACUGUCUUGUCUCCAAGCAUCUGCGUUGAAGGAGUAUCUAAAGAGAAAGGAAUUGACCAAGCAACCUCCAGUUAUUUCAGCUGGUGAGCUCAAAAACUUGUUAGAACUUACAAGAAAAUGUUUUUUGGACUUGUGCAACACUAGUCUUCCUAAACCUGUUCGACAGAAGGUUGUCAAUAAAACUAAGUCAUGUACUGUGACUUCUGAAUCUGAUUUAAUGGAGUUGGAUCCUUUGGACUGGCCAGAAAGACAUGUUCUUCAGAAUUUGGAAAACUUCGAAAAAAUCAAGCAGAAAAUGAGGGCUUCUGUGUUUGCACAUUCAUCUGAACAACUGCUGGGACAUAAAGAUAGCCAGCGGGAGUCACUGACAUUGCUCGACGCUAAAGAAUUACUGAAAUACUUCACACCAGAAGGGCUGCCAGUUGGUGAUCUUCAGCCACUACAGAUUCCCAAACGUGAAAAUGCAUUCCUUUUGACACCAGAGCUUACUCCUCGGAAACUUAGAGGCUUGCCUUUUGAAAAAGCAGCUGGGUGCCAUUAUCAUGGACUUGAAUACUGUCUAGAUAACAGAAAAGCCCUAGAGAGAGAUGUGGGGUAUGCUGAACUUCAAACUCGUCUUAUUCGCUAUGAAACUCAGACGACUUGCACCAAAGAGUGCUGCCCUGUGCCGGUUGUCUUGAGCCCUCUCCCAUCUCCUGCAGUCUUGUCAGAGCCUGGAAGCGUCCCCGAUGGAGAGUCUUUACAAAGUGAAUUCAGAACAGAGGCAUCAAGGCUCAAACGCAGAUCAAAAGACUUGGAGUGCUUUUAUCCCAAGAAGAGACUAACCAAAUCUGAGAGUACAGACUCUCUCCUCUCCCAGGCAAGCGGAGGUAGUGGAAGUCACAAUACAGUGGUUGUAACAAGGAAACGCUCUGAAAGAUCAGUUUCUUUAACUUCAGUGCAAUUGAAACAGUCUGGUCAGCCCCCCAAAGUAGCCACUAAGGUUGGCUCAGGAAGUCACAGAAGUGCAACAGAAUCUGAGACUUCAAAGCCAGUAAAGGAAUCAAGAUCUCAGAAACAUACAAGGAUGCUGAAGGAGGUGGUAGCCAAGACUCUUCAAAAACAUGGAAUUCCAGAGGAUCACAAGUGCUUUGAAUCAUGCAGCCAACGUCUAUUUGAGAUAUCGAAGUUUUACUUAAAGGAUCUUAAAACUUCUAGAGGACUUCUUGAUGAAAUGAAGAAAACAGCAAAUAACAAUGCUAAACAGGUGAUUGAAUGGGUUUUGGAAAAAUCUGGCAAGUAGAUUAACUGCUGUUCACACCUUCCUAGAAACUGUGGAGAGAGCACUUCUGAUGGCAAGAAAAACAUUAUACUGGAUAACACGUACAUACACGUACACAAGCAUCAGAAGAACUUUGGUCAGUGUAAUUAUACAGACUUCCUUUUCAAGCACAGUAGCAUGCUUUGAAACUUUUUAUACUGAAAGUUUUAAUUUUUUAAAAAUUUCAAUUGAAAAAGGUUUUAUUUUAUUUGCAUAUUUAUUAUCUUUCAUUGUUAGAAGGAAUACAGCUUGGUCUUUAUCAAGCUUUGUAUCUUUUUCAAUGAGUGUAUUUUUAAUGUGAAUUAAAAAAAAAAUUGCCAGAUCUGAUUUUAAUAACGGGACUACUUUGUUUUACUCUUUUGCACAAAGACCUCUAUUUAUUACUACUUGCUGUUGUAUAAGCCGAAUACAACUGCUUACAGCGUGGACCUUUGACAUUUUAUAUUGUAGCUGACAACAGUUCCUAUUCUGCUACUGGAAACAAAUAUAAUGAGUCACAAUUCUCUCUGUCUUGUAAUAGGAAAAAAAAUCGACAUCUUUUCAAACUUGAUGAAAGGUCCCAUGAAAUGAUAUUUUAAGGGGAGAGCUACAGCCUGAAUUUCUGUGUAAUCUUCCUAACAAUCCUUAGACCUCUGUUGUGAAUUGUUUCUGAGUUUUUUUCAUGGAGGGGGAAGACAAGAUCAAGAUGCUAGUAGUAAUGAUGACUGAGAGAGCUGUGAAACAGUGGGCAAACUAUGAUGAAAUGUAAUACAAGAAUUUCUACCUGAGUUGCAAGCACAUGAAAGUACUCAAUAAGCCUCAGCUUGCUUAAGUUUUGGGCAUGUAUCAGGUUUGCACUAGUAAUUAUUCCGUUUAGUAUUGUGUUGAGUUGAGGAGUUCCUACCAAAACAAAUACAUUUUAUAGAUUUCAGUGUAAGGAUUUCCUAUUUCUCAUAGAGACUAACAUGAUUUCACUUGACAGAUGCAGUGUUACUGUUUGCUAUAUUCUCCUAGAAGGAAAAUGGAUUAAGCAAUACUAAUAUAUGUGAAAUUUAAUAUUAUGAGAAAAUAUGAUUGAACUAAACCAUAUGUAGAUUAGAGUUAAUACUGUAAAAUCUACCUGUUCUCUGAAGAGUCUUUAGAAUUUUGUGACUUUAUCUUUGCUAAAUUCUAUUUUGUGUACAGCCAAGCCCUAAGGAGCUGUUUUUUGUUGUUGUUUGCUUUGGGAGGUGUGUGUGCACUCGUGUGCAUGUCUAACAGGAUCUUGCAUUCUACUCUUCUUUUCCUUUGUUCCAAUGUGCAUUGUUCUCCUGAACUCUACAUGAACUUUUAUAUAUAUAUGGGUGUGCAUUUGUUUGAACUGUACUCUCUCUGCUUUACUGUGACCGUAAGCUGUAGCGAGUAGAAUCAUAGAAUAUCCCAAGCUGGAAGGGAUCCACAGGGAUCAUCGAAUCCAGCUCCUGGCUCCACACAGGGCUACCUAAGAAAUCAGACCAUGUGUCUGAGCGCGUUGUCCAAAUUCUUCUUGAACUCUGGCAGGCUCAGUGCCGUGACCACUGCCCUGGGGAGCCUGUCCUAGUGCCCGACCACCUCUGGGUGCAGAACCUUUCCCUAACCCCAAGCCUGACCCUCCCCUGUCCCAGCUCCAUGCCGUUCCCUCGGGUCCUGUCGCUGUCCCCAGAGAGCAGAGCUCAGCACCUGCCCCUCCGCUCCCCUCGUGAGGGAGCUGCAGGCCGCCAUGAGGCCUCCCUCAUCAAUGCACAUCUUUGCUCUGGACAGGCACAACCGCUUUGGAGAGCGCCUGCAACACAUCCAUAGCAUCCAGGUCAAUAACUUCAAAGGUUUUUACUAAUUUCAUGAAAUAGAAACACUAUGAAAGUAGAUGUUUAAAUAAUUAUAUAAUGGGUAUAUGCACAAAAUUGCUCCAAUGUAUUAACCAAUGUUUAUGGUUCCCUUCUCUCUGCAUUCAAGACAAGAUGUUUUUCCAUGUAAUUGUGUAAGUAUUCUUACAGUCACUUUAAAAUACACGAACACAUACACUUGUUGUGUUAAAUAUAAAAUACUUUGCCCAUACAACAAGAAACGUAGGAAUAAGAUGUCGCUUUCUUAACAUCCAGUAUUGAAUGAAGUCUUUACUUCCCAAGAGAGGUCUUAAGUUCUAAUUUCAUAUAUUCAGCCUGAGUGCUGAUACUACUGUUGUGCGGAUAUUAAUGCAAGCUACUGAAAUUUGCAUUUUCUGCAUGAUGUUUUUGUUUUGUAUAGUUGUAAUCUGCUACAGCAGAUUGAAAAAAAAUAUAUAGUUAAUAAAUUCUCUGUUCACGCAGAAGUUGACAAGCAAAAGUAUAAAAACUACAUUUCAUAAAAUAUGAGGUUUACUGUCACGAGCAGAGAAAAUGCCUUUCAUGGAAGUAAUUCAUAAUCUUUAGCUGGCUUUUGUGAUGAAAAACUGUCUGCAUGUAUCUGUAGAAGGGCUUCUAUUUAAAAAAAAAAUCUUAAAAAUCAAUCAAACAACAACAAAAAACCACCUCAUUCUUCCCUUACCUUUCUGUGGUGUACAUAGUGAGCCCUGGAUUUAAAUACGAUCUCCCUUCAUGAGCAAGUAGAAGCCAAUGGUUAUUGUUUUAAUUAAUUCUGUAGACUCAAAGGCUGGCCUAAAAUAAUCAGCAGGAAAGCAGUUAGGGAAACAUAAGCAGUUUGAUGUGUCAUUUGUUUGCAUGAUUCCCAAUACUGAGCUAAUACAGUGCUGCCCACAUCUCAUUUGCACUUCAUUAUUAUGUUGUUGUUGUUUUAUUUUUUUUAUGGUAAAUGACAGCUAGUUUAUAAUCAUGGCUUAAUAACUUACUGCACCCCAUCUGAGCUGUGAUAACUCCCUGUGCAUGCUCUUAACCUGGCAAAAAGCAUGCAAAAUAAUUUGACCUGGCUUACAGUAACAGCAUUAAAGCAAAAUAUUUUGCACCUGUCAUAGUUUUAAAACCCCACAAUUAAGGGCACCCACAGCCCAGCUACCAUGCAGUAACUUUUGCGAUGCAGAACGUAAUGCCACUCUGUGCCUCUGAACUUCAAAUGUUUUGUUUCUGGACGAUGAACCCCACUCUAGUCUGCCCUGUGCGUAUUUACUGUAGAAGCUUUGGGCGCUUGCUUUCCUGGUUUUGCACCUCAGGAUGUGUCACACUCAUCAGCGUACAUUGGGGUCUACCCCUGUGCUUACACAAGGCUGGGGUAAGACAACACUGAUACAGUCAUGAUUACCUGGUGAGGUGAUUACUUACAGUAUUGCAGCAAUUGUAUUAUGAAUAUCACUUAAAUUGCUUAGAAAUCCUUUUCUUAAUUAACAAACUCACCAGUUCUUCCUAAGGAGUCAUUUUGUAAUGCCACUAAUUAUUUACACAAGCACAGGAAUUCUAAUGAAGGAAACAAGCCGAAUCCUAUGUGGACAAUGGAGCUCAUAUAUUCACAAGAGUUUUUUUUCUCCUUAUGGUUUUAAAUUAAACUUUGCCCUGGUUAAUCUAGGGGUUGCCUUGUAUCAAGCAAGCUAAUUGUUUCUUGAAAUUUUGCUACUUCAUUAUUAAGGUCUCCUGUUACAAAUCAUAAUGUCAGCACUGAAUUCAAAGUGUCCAUUUUAGAUACGAUUUCCAAUUACUUUGUAGAUUAUUUUUUUGUUUCCUUCUGGUAGAAUAGUCCCAGUAACAGCCAGUUAGAAACCUGCCUCUUUGACUUCUACGAAAAAGAUGAACUUACAAAGCUCUAAAUACUCUAAAAAUCUGGAGGCUUGGGGUGAAAACAAAGCAGUGCCAGUUAACUUCUAAACAUGGCCAAGGGGACACUGAGAAGUUUCUUGGUAGAUGGAAAUCUGAUCAAGCUCUACUUGAAAUCAGCUGCGCUUCAUGAUGAGAAGGGUGGGAUGGAGUGCGCUCCCAGGGCCUGGGGGAAGAAGGAGUACUUACCUUUCACAAAAAGGGGAAACGCCUUUCUUUAUGGGGCAAAGAAAGCCUUCAGUGACAUUCAUGGUAGUGGUUCACUUGGGAGGGCCUAAGGAGUUGUGUUCUGAUUUAUUAAACACCUUAAGAGAAAUGCUAGUUCUACUUAAAAAGCAGGACUCUUAGGAAACACCAGUAUGCUUCCCUGAACACAGGCAGAUCAGAUUUAUUUUAUUUUUUUAUUUUUUAACAAACACCUUAUAUCACAUCUUUCCAGUAACAUACAUGUUCCGAUAUGUAUCCAAGUCUUUCUAACGGUGAAGCUUCUACGCAGACCUCCUGAUCAGAAUGUCCAAUCUACAAUCAGUGUCUUGUGAAGAGUGAAACUCUACAACUACCCCUUUUUAGGAUUUCCACGAGGCUGGUCUGCCACACCCCUGUAACACUGACAGAAGAGACUUACAACCCCACAGUUAGCUAUUUGGGCCACGAGGUUAAGAAUUAAAGUAGAGGGGAAACAAACGUUCUUGUUUUCCUUAACUGUUCAUAAGAACUAACCAAGGCACGUGUUGGCCCCACUCCUUGAACGCAGAGGCUUGAGCAGAAGUAUUUUAUAACUGCUGGAACUGCCCAGUUAAGUAUAAGCAACAGAGAAAGCAUCGUAACUUCAGCAGGUGAGUCUGAACAGCCUUGCCCAGAACACCCCUUUGGCCUCUCAGUAAACACCAGCAGAAAAAAAAAAAUGCUAUUUAAUAUGCUUUCAGAUUGUCAUAGGAAUAAUGUUUAUUUAAUAGAAAGCACCAACGUGCCAUUGACAGUACGUUAAUACUUUAUUAUUAUUAUUUUUAAAAGUCAUUCUGUCGAUAUGAUGAAUGGCUCUUUCAAGUAACUGAACUCCUACAGAAUGACUGAGGUGUAGAACAUGGCGUUCCCCAGCCCCAAACCAAAGGACAGCCUGCUAAACACCUCGUCUGGGUACAAAGUAAGCUCACCUCACAAAAAUCCAAUAAAUGACUUUAUUAAAUAUAUUCUUUUCCUCUAAAAUAUAAAUAUUCACUAUACUCUUAUAAAUGUGGAGUAGGUCCAUAUUUCAUUUGUCUAUCCCAUCCAAAUAUGAAUCAGUCCAAAAUCUGAAAAUGAAGAAAUAGCAUCUGUAAUUAUCAUUAUUUUUUCUAUAAAUAUAUAUAAUACGAACUUUCUUUGCAAACUGUUUAGUUAUUCACUUAUACUUCAUAUAGUACUGAGCACCUUAGAUUACAUAUUGUGUAAUUUACUUGUUGGUACUAAUAUAGGAAUUUGUACUAUUUACAAUGCACAUACAGGUUAAGUAUAACAUUCCAGUGAUCUGUAAGUGUUAAAAGAAUAAGGAAAUAGUGCAGUACAGUUACAUAUGUAUUUAACCUACCCCACAAUAUGCAAGUUCUCACUUUAACCUCGGGAACUUUUAUAGGAGCCUGGGUCCAAACUUUUAAGUUACACUUUGGAACAGCAAUAAACCACUUUGCACACAGCGUCCUCGACCACUUUUUAAAAUUUUCACGCGUUUUUACUUGACAAUGUGAUCUGAGUUCAUGUUCGGAGCCCUCGUCCCCCAGCGUACCGACUGCUCUCAGCCUCUCAGAAGACGUUACGUCCUAGAAGCUUCCAAGCCAAAGGAGACCUAAAUAACUGCUACAGAAAGACACGUGAAUGGCAGUGGGAGCAAAGCAAGAAAUGUACAUUUGAAAAUUAUCGGUAAAUUAUGUAACAUAGCUCCUGACUUGUGAACUUACACAAGGAAUUAAGGUUCAAGUGCAAGUACCAUGACAGUAAAAACAACGUUCACAGACAGGUAGAUCACCUUACAGACUUCUCACUGGAGAGAGGUGCUGGCAGUGGGGCUGGUGUCCCAAAUGUCAGCUUAGCUAAUGGGCUAAAAUAAUUGUUUUCAGUAUUUCAGUCUAUCUUAAUUUUAAAUUAGUUUUGAUGAUUAGGAUACCUAUGGAAACCACCACAAGCUAAUUCCUACACUGUGAAAAAACAGCAUGACUUAAUCUUAACUCUCAAGACUUAGUUUAAAAGCAACAUAGAACCAAACUCUGUUUUUAAUUUUCUUCUUUACUAGCCCAGUGAUGUUACAUCGAAACGUACUGGCUUUCUGAAGAAUAAAACAGAUGUUGUAGCACGAAAAGUGAAUUUUUACAAGCUUUUCAUUUAUCAUUUCCUAUACAGUUCCUGUCCUUCAAAGUGGGAAUUUAGGGCAAAACUCUAAAAGCAAACAACCCUACGUAAAGCAGUUCAAUUUAAAAUUUAAGAGCAAUAUAAAUGCAACCCCUGUUCUGUUUCUUUCUAUUCCCACCCAGCGACACUGAGCCAAUCCAGUAGUGCCAGGUGCAAGUUGUAUCAUCCCGCAAUGAAGAGCAGCUUGCCUGCCCUGCUGCCCACAACCUAACUGUGAACAGGGCUCGAGCUUAGCUGUGACUGUUUUGACUUGGAGCAGUAAGUUGUGGUACAGAACAGGAAACCAUAAGGCAUGUGUACAGAGGUGACCUUCCUAAGCAAGUUUUACCAGCAAGGAAUAAAUCUGGACUUGCACCCAAUGUACUUAAUAUUAACCUAGGCUAAAGAUGACAACUCCUUUCUUCACUAGUUCUUAACGUAGCUGAUUUAGCAGCAGAAAAGAAGUCUAAGCUCCAAGUCACUCUCGCAGGAGCAGUUCCAUAUUAAGGCUUUUCUGACAUGUUCCUGCUCCCCGUGCAUCUCCUCAGCAGUGAGGAGCUGCUCUUGAUCAAAUCAAGAAAAUAAAAAAAAAAAGAAGUCUUCCUCCUUGCCCAGAUUUGCGAAAUGAAGACCA